GUGACCGACUCUGGAUUCUCCCUCAUCCUGAUUGGUGUGCUGCAAUCACGUGAUUAGUGAAUGGCGACUGACGCUGCAAAUACAUAAUUGGGACACAACACCGUCAUGAUUCUUCGUGGACUUUAAGUGUGACUUACAAGGCAGGACCAGCCGGCUCUGACCACUUUCUUACCAAAUGACCGUGGUUGUGUAGCUCACCCUUGCCAAGGUCCACUGUAAUUUGGCUCACCGAAGAUCCACUGCAGUUAACGUUACUAAUUGAUUGUACUGUCCCUAUACAGUCCCUUUCACCCUGACAGCGGCUUUAGUUAAGGACCGGCUUAAUAAUUGCUACCAGUUUUGAAGGUUCUCUUCCCUUUCUCUCUCCCUCUGUCCCGCACCCGGGGCCUGGAUGCUGCAGGCACUGCCCAGGUUCAGUAGUGCAGUGGUGAGAGUGAGGAGGAUCGGGGCUCAAAUCACUGCCAUGGCUCUCAACCACCAGAGCAGCAGUGCCUCCUCCCAAGACCAGGGUGGUGUCGUCACAGCAGCCAUCCUCAUCAUUGGUGAUGAGAUCCUGAAGGGUCACACAGUGGACACCAAUAGUGCCUUCCUGUGCCGCAGCCUGCGCCAACUUGGUGUGAGCGUGCAGCGAAUCACCACGGUGCCCGACGUGCAGGAAGUCAUCGCCAAGGAGGUAGCCACCCUGGCGCCAACGGUCACACACCUCAUCACGUCUGGUGGUAUCGGCCCUACUCACGACGACGUGACCUUCGAGAGCGUGGCCCUGGCAUUCGGCGAGCGCCUGGCGCCGCAUCCGGAGCUGGCGCGGCUGGUGGAGGAGUUCUUCGGCGCGUCCGAUCCCAGCUCGCCCUCCAUGAAGCUGGCCGCGGUGCCCGAGUCGGCGCAGCUCAACUACGGCACCGACCCGCAGACGGGCCAGCGCAUGCGCUACCCGCUGGUGAGCGUGCGCAACGUCUACAUCUUCCCCGGCAUCCCCUCGCUGCUCGAGCGCGCCUUCCACGGCCUCUCGCACCUUUUCGCCGGCUCGGGCACCACCUUCCACACGCGGGAGGUGUUUGUGGACGCCGACGAGACGGAGAUCGCGCCCGUGCUCACCAAGCUCCAGAAGGGCUGGGGCAAGCGUGUGGCACUAGGCUCCUACCCGGACUGGCUCAGCAACUACCACCGUGUGCGGCUGGUGCUGGACUCGGACAGCCUGGAGGAAGUCGAGAAGGCCAGGGGGCAGCUCGUGGAGGACCUGCCCCCUGGAAGCGUAGUUCCGCUGGUCAAGGACCCGGUCUCCAUCGCCCCAAUGGAGGUGUACAUGCUGGCCAACAGUGGCUCCGCUCUGGGCGAUAAAGUGGCGUCGGCUUUGAAGACCAUCGAGACGGCGCUGGACCAGUAUGCGGUCAGUGAGACCUGUGUGGGCUUCAACGGAGGCAAAGACUGCACCGUCCUUCUGCACCUCUUUUACGCUGCUGUCCUACGACGUUGUCCUGAGGGUAAGGAAAAAGUGAAGUCUCUGUACAUCCGGAUCGUUUCUCCGUUCCCUGAGAUGGAAAGAUUUCUUCAAGAUACGAUAAAGAGGUACGACCUGGACCUGAUCUCGGUGGAGGGCAGUAUUCGGCAGGCCCUGAGCGAGGUGCAGCAGAGACGGCCGGAGCUGAGGGCCGUGCUGAUGGGCACACGCCGCAGUGACCCCUACUCACACACACUCACGCCUCUGUGCCCCACCGACCCCGGAUGGCCAGACUACAUGAGGGUCAACCCACUGCUGGACUGGACAUAUCAUGAUAUCUGGUCAUUCUUAAGGACACUCUAUGUGCCGUACUGUAUUCUUUAUGAUAAAGGGUACACCUCAUUGGGUAGCAUGGACAACACCUGCAGGAAUGAUUCGCUGAAGACGGUGGACGACCGGGGCAUCACCCGCUAUAAGCCCGCCUAUCACCUGGAAAACGAGGAAGAGGAACGUAACUCCAGAGCCUGAGGUCAUCUCUCUCUAGAUCUCACACACAUAGGACUUCUCAGCUCCAGAGCCUGAGGUCAUCCCUCUCUAGAUCUCACACACAGGACUCCUCAACUGUAGCCUCCUUACAUCCAUUCACCCAUUCACUUGCUCAUCCAAUCAUCCAAUCAACCAGCAAAGGUCAACUGAAUGUGAUGGACAGAGCAAAGAAGCAAAGUUGAAAGAAGAGUGGAAAUGUACAACCAGGGCAUUGUAGAUGCAAAUUUGGUGUGUGUGUGUGUGUGUGUGAGAGAGUGACAAUUGUUACCAUGUUUGUGUGCGUCUGUGUGUUUCUGUGUCUGUAUGUGUGUGGCUCAGUGAAGGGUUGUUGCUAUGAUUUCCAUGAAUAUCAUGGUUUAUAAUAAAAGACUUGAAUUUG
Messenger RNA from Alosa alosa (allis shad), 2363 nucleotides. It is a transcript of the gene flad1, whose product is annotated as flavin adenine dinucleotide synthetase 1. Gene Ontology annotation, biological process: FAD biosynthetic process. NCBI's taxonomy places the organism in Eukaryota, Metazoa, Chordata, Actinopteri, Clupeiformes, Clupeidae. The record is from RefSeq and is a predicted model, not a curated record. Gene Ontology annotation, molecular function: FMN adenylyltransferase activity. The coding region runs from base 392 to 1966 and encodes 524 amino acids. The transcript has 9 exons.